AUGUCCGCUUCCAACCUUGAGGAGGGUGACAGAAAACAAGAAGAUGAAAACCUGCAGACAGCUUUAGGGAAGAAACCCAUAUGGAGGAGUGCCGCCCUAAUGAAUGCAGAUGGGGAAUUUUCCCAAGGAACAAGAAGACGAUCACUGGGCAGCUCGUUUACUGUGUCCGUUGCCUACCCCCCCGACUGAUUAAUGGCAACAUAACCCAGGGAAGCUACUUCUGGCAACUCAUUCCCCCAUUGAUUAACGGCAAAGCAAGGUCCAUGAAUGAACAAACACCCAAGAUCAAUCGGAAGCCACAGGGUUUCAGAGCUCGUCAUCCCGCGGAACGCGGCAACCCAGACUGAUCUUGCCGCGAGCUCUUCAGUCAAUGAUGAGGGGCGGCCGAGGGGUGGAAGAGGGUGAAGCUAAUUCUAAAAGGUUUUCAUGAAAAGGUGGACCUGUGCGGCCGCAGUGGCCCGAGUCCUGCUCACUGCUGGCCAACUCACAAGGGUACAAACCUGCCGGGCAUUGUCCACAGUAGCACGUGAAUAGAAAGGGAUAGGCGGGCUAGGGGGAGAGAGAGAGAGAGAGAGAGAGAGAGAGGACGGGAGAGCUCGGCGUUGAUUUCAAUGUUGAAAAAGAUGAACACCUCUCUGCUCGAAAAAUGGCAGCUCCAUGGAGGGCAAUUCACGUGGGAACAGUCUCUUGUUGCCCCGGAAACCAGAGAAGAGAGGUCCUCUUCCUCUCGUCCCGCUCCUGUCACCCCCGAAUCCAGCCGUAACAACCCUAAUCCUAAAUCCCCUUCCCCCCAGGCAUAAACCCUGGUAUAUUAAAAACACAUCUACCGACGCUAGCAGAGGUAUAGAAAUGGAGAACGAAGGAAAGAUCGGGUUUUUUUUUGGGUUGGUUGCGUACCGGGAGAAGAGAGUGCCGCAGUCGCAGCGGUACUCGCGGGUGCCGCACACCUUGGAGUGAGCCUUGAGGUCGGACUGGACGGCGUAUCGCUUGGAGCACUUAUCGCACUUCCACUUCUUCUCGCCGUGCUUCCGGCAGAAGUGCUUCUUGAUGCCGGUGAGGUCACCGAGGGCUCGGGAGGGGUCGUGAUGGACGCAUGUUGGCUCCGGGCAGAGAUAGACCCGCUGCCGCACCUCCUUGGUGCUCUUCUGCCGGAGCUUCCAGGGAAGGUUGUGGCCUCUCCGGUGCAACUGGAGGUUCUGCUCCCUCUGGAAGCCCUUGUUGCACACUUCGCAUAUGAAUCUGUUCGUUGCCAUCAGCGUUUUCGGCGAUAGAGCUAUCACUUCCGCAUCUGGAUCUGUUUUUUUGGGGACCAUGUGAAAGAUAUUAGUCGGAUUCACCACUGGAUUGAAAACAAUGGUGAUUAUGAUAAUGUGACGGGAUGCAUGCCAUGCGAUAAUGAAUCUAGGCAGAUCAGUCGAUGGUGAUGAGGGUGAAUUGGACGAAUAACUCCAAUUAUUUUGGCAAUGGGAGCGCCCGCCAUGAAACCCAGAAAAGAUAGAGCACAAGGGGUGGAAAUGAUUUCCAAUGAAGGAAAUUUGGAUUGGGGCUAAUGCUACCGAGAAAUUUUUUACAAAGAUUCUCGGUUGCUCUAGGUUUAUAUGGAAUAUAG
Spirodela intermedia is the source of this 1609-nucleotide messenger RNA. The record is from the annotation of a GenBank genome assembly. NCBI's taxonomy places the organism in Eukaryota, Viridiplantae, Streptophyta, Magnoliopsida, Alismatales, Araceae.